AUCUGGACCUGGAUCUGGACCUGGACCUGGACCUGGACCUGGACCCAGCUGUGUGUCCAUAAAGAGUGACUGGUCUAUGGAUGAAAUCAUUAACUUUAAAGUUGGACAUGGUGCUGAUGGAAGGAUGCAGCAGCAGAGACAAGACUCUUCUGGACCUGGACCUGGACCUAGCUGUGUGUCCAUAAAGAGUGACCAGUCUAUGGAUCAUGUUGAGUCCUUUAAAGUUGGACGUGGUGCUGAUGGAAGAGCUGCGCGACAGCUUCGGUCUGAUCUGCAGCAUCCAACACACCUGGACUCUGUGUUUCAGCUGCUGGAGGAGAACGUUGUCACGUUUGUGAAGGACGAGCUGAAGAGAGUCCAGAAGCUUCUGAGUCCAGAUUACCCAGAAUGCUCAGAGAGUCAGAGUGAGGAUGAGGAGGAUGAAGACCAGAGGAGCAGCAGAGAGGCAUUUGUGAAGAUCACACUGCACGUCCUGAGGAGGAUGAAGCAGGAGGAGCUGGCUGACUGUCUGCAGAGCGGAACUUUCGCUGCAGCGUGUCAACAUAAACUAAAGUGUAACCUGAAGGAGAAGUUCCAGUGUGUGUUUGAGGGGAUCGCUAAAGCAGGAAACCCGACGCUUCUGAAUCAGAUCUACACAGAGCUCUACAUCACAGAGGGAGGGACUGCAGAGGUCAAUGAUGAACAUGAGGUCAGACAGAUUGAAACAGCAUCCAGGAAACCAGACAGACCAGAAACAACCAUCAGACAAGAAGACAUCUUUAAAGCCUCACCUGGAAGAGAUGAACCAAUCAGAACAGUGAUGACAAAGGGAGUGGCUGGCAUUGGGAAAACAGUCUUAACACAGAAGUUCACUCUGGACUGGGCUGAAGACAAAGCCAACCAGGACAUACAGUUCACAUUUCCAUUCACUUUCAGAGAGCUGAAUGUGCUGAAAGAGAAAAAGUACAGCUUGGUGGAACUUGUUCAUCACUUCUUUACUGAAACCAAAGAAGCAGGAAUCUGCAGGUUUGAAGAGUUCCAGGUUGUGUUCAUCUUUGACGGUCUGGAUGAGUGUCGACUUCCUCUGGACUUCCACAACAAUGAGAUCCUGACUGAUGUUACAGAGUCCACCUCAGUGGAUGUGCUGCUGACAAACCUCAUCAGGGGGAAACUGCUUCCCUCUGCUCGCCUCUGGAUAACCACACGACCUGCAGCAGCCAAUCAGAUCCCUCCUGACUGUGUUGACAUGGUGACAGAGGUCAGAGGGUUCACUGACCCACAGAAGGAGGAGUACUUCAGGAAGAGAUUCAGAGAUGAGGAGCAGGCCAGCAGAAUCAUCUCCCACAUCAAGACAUCACGAAGCCUCCACAUCAUGUGCCACAUCCCAGUCUUCUGCUGGAUCACUGCUACAGUUCUGGAGGAUGUGAUGAAGACCAGAGAGGAAGGAGAGCUGCCCAAGACCCUGACUGAGAUGUACAUCCACUUCCUGGUGGUUCAGACCAAAGUGAAGAACAUCAAGUAUGAUGGAGGAGCUGAGACAGAUCAUCACUGGAGUCCAGAGAGCAGGAAGAUGAUUGAGUCUCUGGGAAAACUGGCUUUUGAUCAGCUGCAGAAAGGCAACCUGAUCUUCUAUGAAUCAGACCUGACAGAGUGUGGCAUCGAUAUCAGAGCAGCCUCAGUGUACUCAGGAGUGUUCACACAGAUCUUUAAAGAGGAGAGAGGACUGUACCAGGACAAGGUGUUCUGCUUCGUCCAUCUGAGUGUUCAGGAGUUUCUGGCUGCUCUUCAUGUCCAUCUGACCUUCAUCAACUCUGGAGUCAACCUGAUGGCAGAGGAACAAACCUCCUGGUGGUCUGAAAUGUUCAGUGGAAGAUCAACACGUUUCUACCAGAGUGCUGUGGACAAGGCCUUACAGAGUCCUAACGGCCACCUGGACUUGUUCCUCCACUUCCUCCUGGGUCUGUCUCUGGAGACCAAUCACAAACACCUACGAGGCCUGCUGGCACAGCCAGGAAGUGGCUCACAGACCAGUCAGACUCUCCUACAAGGCCUGCUGACAUGGACAGGAAGUAGCUCAUGGAUCAAUCUUAAAACGGUCCAGUACAUCAAGAAGAAGAUCAGUGAGAAUCUGUCUGCAGAGAGAAGCAUCAACCUGUUCCACUGUCUGAAUGAACUGAAUGAUCGCUCUCUGGUGGAGGAGAUCCAACAGUACCUGAGUUCAGGAAGUCUCUCCACAGAUAAACUGUCUCCGUCUCAGUGGUCGGCUCUGUGCUUCAUCUUACUGUCACCAGAAAACGAUCUGGACGUGUUUGACCUGAAGGAAUACUCUGCUUCAGAGGAGGCUCUCCUGAGGCUGCUGCCAGUGCUCAAAGCCUCCAACACAGCUCUGCUGAGUGGCUGUAACCUGUCGGAGACCAGCUGUGAAGCUCUGUCCUCAGUUCUCAGCUCCCAGUCCUCCAGUCUGAGACACCUGGACCUGAGUAACAAUGACCUGAAGGACUCAGGAGUGAAGUUGCUGUCUGUUGGACUCAAGAGUCCGAACUGUCAACUAGAAACUCUCAGUCUGUCAGGCUGUCUGAUCUCAGAGGACGGCUGUAUGUCUCUGGCCUCGGCUCUGAAGUUGAACCCCUCCCAUCUGAGAGAGUUGGACCUGAGCUUCAACCAUCCAGGAGACGCUGGAGUGAAGCUGCUGACUGCUGGACUGGAGGAUCCUCACUGGAGACUGGACAUUCUCAGGGUGGAUCAUGGUGGACAGCAGAGACUGAGACCUGGUGUGAGGAAGUACAUCUGUGAACUGGAAGUGGACACAAACACAGUACACAGUAGACUCCAACUGUCUGAAGAUGAGAGGACGGUGACCCACGUCAGACAGGACCAGUCGUACCUGGAUCAUCCAGGCAGGUUUGACCUGGUUCCUCAGCUGUUGUGCCGGACUGGUCUGACUGGUCGCUGUUACUGGGAGGUGGAGUGGACGGGAGACGUUUAUGUCUCAGUGAGUUACCGAGGAGUCAGCAGGAAAGGAAACAGGAAAGGUUCCAUGUUUGGACGAAACGAUCAGUCCUGGUGUCUCUUUUGCUCUGACAGUGAUGGUUUCUCCGCCUAUCACAACGACAGAGAAACAUCCAUCUCCUCCUCCUCCAACUACUCCUCUGCCUUCUUCUUCUCCACCCCCUCCUUUGCCUCCUCGUUCGCCUCCUCUGGCUCUAACAGAGUGGCAGUGUAUGUGGACUGUCCCGGUGGCACUCUGUCCUUCUACAGCGUCUCCUCAGACUCUCUGAUCCAUCUCCACACCUUCAACACCACGUUCACCGAGCCUCUGUAUCCUGGGAUCAGGUUUGGGUUCUGGUCUGGUUCCUCAGUGUCUCUGUAGGUCUGAGAGUCUCUGCUGUGGACAGAUACCCUGCCCUCUGAAGGUCACCUCUAUUGACCUGAGGCUGCUGUUUGCUCUGAGACUCCAGGGAACCUGAUGAGGUUUUUGUUUUGUUUUUUACGUGUCAUUGUGGACACGCCCCUACGGAGGCGUAGAACUGCCACGCCAAAAAAAACAAAAA
Messenger RNA from Epinephelus moara (kelp grouper), 3530 nucleotides. Its product is annotated as protein NLRC3-like. Bases 77 to 3349 code for a protein of 1090 amino acids. The record is from RefSeq and is a predicted model, not a curated record. Lineage: Eukaryota; Metazoa; Chordata; Actinopteri; Perciformes; Serranidae. Gene Ontology annotation, molecular function: protein binding. The transcript is spliced from 9 exons.